Sparassis crispa is the source of this 417-nucleotide messenger RNA. RefSeq names its product Protein transport protein. Gene Ontology annotation, cellular component: COPII-coated ER to Golgi transport vesicle; endoplasmic reticulum; Golgi membrane. Gene Ontology annotation, biological process: retrograde transport, endosome to Golgi; endoplasmic reticulum to Golgi vesicle-mediated transport. Lineage: Eukaryota; Fungi; Basidiomycota; Agaricomycetes; Polyporales; Sparassidaceae. The record is from RefSeq and is a predicted model, not a curated record. The transcript has 5 exons. Bases 1 to 417 code for a protein of 138 amino acids.
AUGUGGCUUACGGAUGGACAGAAGAUUGGCGUCGCGCUUACGUCGUUUGGGGUACUCUUCAUGAUGCUCGGCGUAAUCCUCUUCUUCGACGGGGCGCUGCUCGCACUUGGGAAUGUCCUAUUCCUCUCGGGUUUGACUCUAAUCAUUGGCCCGCAUAAGACCUUCUACUUCUUUGCCCGGCGGCAGAAGAUCCGCGGAACGGCGUGCUUCCUCGGAGGCAUCAUGCUCGUGUUCUUCAAAUGGCCGGUUGUUGGAGUCAUUUUGGAGACGCUCGGGUUCCUCAACCUUUUCGGGGACUUCUUCCCUGUGAUCUUGACGUUCCUCCGACAAGUACCUGGUGUCGGCCAUCUUCUAAUGCUACCAUACGUACGAGAUGUAGUGGACCGUCUAGCAGGGUCACGAACGUCUGUUGUAUGA